Molecule: messenger RNA, 1398 nt
Organism: Plenodomus lingam JN3
Lineage: Eukaryota; Fungi; Ascomycota; Dothideomycetes; Pleosporales; Leptosphaeriaceae
Gene: GTR1
Product: GTP-binding protein gtr1
Biological process (GO): glutathione metabolic process; cellular response to oxidative stress; cell redox homeostasis
Cellular component (GO): mitochondrion; cytosol
Molecular function (GO): glutathione-disulfide reductase (NADPH) activity; NADP binding; flavin adenine dinucleotide binding
Source: RefSeq, a predicted model, not a curated record
AUGUCAUCUGCCACCAAGGAGUGUGAUUACCUCGUCAUUGGCAUCGGCAGCGGGGGUAUUGCAUCCGGACGACGAGCGGCAAAGUAUGGCGCAAAAGUCAUUGCCGUCGAGUCGUCGCGAUACGGAGGAACCUGUGUCAAUGUCGGUUGCGUGCCCAAAAAGGUGACGUGGAACGCGGCGGCGAUUGCGGAAACUUUCCACGACGCAAAAGCGUAUGGCUUCCAGGUCGGCGAGACGCCAGCUUUCGACUGGCCAUACUUCAAGAAGAAGCGGGACGCCUAUGUCAAACGCCUCAAUGGCAUCUACGAAAACAAUCUCAACAAGGACCAUAUCGAGCACCUGCGAGGCCGUGCAAAGUUUGUCGCCAAAGAUGAGGUGGAAGUCGCACUCCAUGACGGAGGCGUACAGCGCGUAAAGGCAAAGCAUAUCCUCGUUGCCACCGGUGGCCGACCCAAGAUCCCCGAGAUCCCCGGCGCAGAAUUGUGCAUCACAAGCGACGGCUUCUUCGACCUCGAGAAACAGCCCAAGAGCAUCGCCACCAGCGGUGCGGGGUACAUUGGUGUGGAGAUGACGGGCAUGUUGCACGCCCUGGGCACGAAGACACACUUCUUCAUCCGUGGCGACAAGCUGCUCCGCACAUUUGACCCCAUGAUCCAGGACGCCGUGACCAAGGAGUACGAACGCCAGGGCAUCCAACUGUACAAGGGGUCGCAGAUUACCAAAGUCCAAGACAUGGGCAAUGGCAUCAAACGGGUGACCUACCAGGAGACGGCAACCAAGAGAGAGUCCACGGUCGAAGUUGAAGAAGUUCUUUUUGCCACUGGCCGCGUUCCCGAAAUCGAAGACCUGCACAUUAAAGACUUUGGCAUCAAGCUCAACGACCGUAAUCACAUUGUAGUGGAUGAAUUCCAAAACACUUCCUUGCCCAACGUCUACGCCAUUGGUGAUGUCUGCGAUCGUGGCUUCGAGCUGACGCCUGUUGCCAUCGCCGCGGGCCGCCGCCUCUCGGACCGCCUGUUCAAUGGGCAAACGAAUGCCAAGCUAGACUACAGCAACAUUCCCUCUGUCGUCUUUGCUCACCCUGAAAUUGGUUCCAUCGGUCUCACCGAACCGGAAGCUCGCGAGAAGUACGGUGAUGCGGUCAAGAUCUACAAGACCGAGUUCACGGGCAUGUACUAUGCCAUGAUGGACCCGGAGGACAAGGGCCCAACGAGCUACAAGAUUGUGUGUGCGGGCAAGGAAGAGAAGGUUGUCGGACUGCAUAUUCUGGGGCAAGGAAGCAGUGAGAUCCUGCAAGGGUUUGGCGUGGCGAUUAAAAUGGGGGCGACCAAGAAGGACUUUGAUAACUGUGUUGCAAUCCACCCGGUAUCGGCUGAGGAACUGGUUACCAUGACCUGA